Molecule: messenger RNA, 912 nt
Organism: Heterostelium album PN500
Lineage: Eukaryota; Evosea; Eumycetozoa; Acytosteliales; Acytosteliaceae
Exons: 4
Coding region: 1-912 (303 amino acids)
Source: RefSeq, a predicted model, not a curated record
AUGACUCAUAUUAAUAUGAAUAAUAACGAAUCAAAUAUAUUUGUAAAUCUAUCACAUUUACUUUUAAAUAGAAUUUUCAGUCAACUAGAUAGUAAUAUAGAUCGUAUCUGUUUCACUUUAGUCUGUAAGAGAUGGUAUAAUGAAAAGAAUAAAUAUUUUACAUUCAAUGCAAAAUCAUUGGUAAAACCACUUUAUGCAGAUCAGAAAGAUGGUGAUUAUCCAUUAUUCUUUUUAAAUUCAUUCAAAGAUGAAUUCCUCAAAUCAUUAGUUUUUAACAAUUCUCACCAGAAAGAUUGUGCGCUCUUUAUUAAUCAAGCUAAUGAUAAUGCUUUCAACCCUACUUUUAAUCCUGAAGUUGAUUAUUCUAUGACAAAAGAGACGCUUGAUACAUUAGGUCUAAUAAUUAGACCUAAUAUUAAAACACUUGUAAUUACCGAGGUUGACCUGAAUGAAAAAGAACUGGAAAAGUAUAUGACACUCAACAACAAUAUCACUCAUAUCUAUGGUUGUUCAUCGAUUCCAGUAGGAGGAUGGCCUCAGAACAUCAAGUUUAUUAGAUUCUCGAAAUUUAGUGGAACUCUGAUACCUGGUUGUUUCCCAGAAGGCAUCGAAACCAUUGAGUUCAAAUCAGCAGAUUACUGCACGAUCAACGAGCCGAUAGAAUGUGGCGUAUUUCCAAGUUCGUUGACCUCGCUAACUUUUUUUGACAUUCUUCAUGAACCAAUUGCUCCAGGAGUUCUACCGAAAUCACUAGAGUCACUCGAGUUUGGAUUCUAUUCGAAUGAUAUCGACGACCAACUGCUUCCAAACACUCUGAAACAUCUGAAAAUCCACGGGUAUUCAAGCUCUUACAAUAUUGUUAAAACCAGCCAACCUAGUAAUAGUAAAAUCACUGCUUUCCAGCAAUAUUAA